AUGACAACUCAACUAACAUACUCAGUGACAUCUAAACUAACAUACUCAAUGACAACUCAACUAACAUACUCAAUGACAUCCCAACUAACAUACUCAGUGACAACUCAACUAAUAUACUCAAUGACAUCUAAACUAACAUACUCAAUGAUAACUCAACUAACAUACUCGGUAACAUCUAAACUAACAUACUCAAUGACAACUCAACUAACAUACUCGGUAACAUCUAAACUAACAUACUCAGUGAUAAGUCAACUAACAUACUCGAUAACAUCUAAACUAACAUACUCAAUGAUAAGUCAACUAACAUACUCGGUCACAUCUAAACUAACAUACUCAAUGACAACUCAACUAACAUACUCGGUAACAUCUAAACUAACAUACUCAAUGACAACUCAACUAAUAUACUCAAUGAUAUCUAAACUAACAUACUCAAUGACAACUCAACUAACAUACUCAAUGGCAUCUAAACUAACAUACUCAAUGACAUCUAAACUAACAUACUUAAUGACAUCUAAACUAACAUACUUUAUGACAUGUAAACUAACAUACUCAAUGACAACUCAACUAACAUACUCAAUGACAUCUAAACUAAACACAUUUUCUUAA
This is a messenger RNA of Candidula unifasciata, 606 nucleotides long. NCBI's taxonomy places the organism in Eukaryota, Metazoa, Mollusca, Gastropoda, Stylommatophora, Geomitridae. The record is from the annotation of a GenBank genome assembly.